GUGUCUGGGAGCCAUGUGUGUAACCGGUACAGAACUUCAGGUUCUUUGCCAGAGGAAAAAAAAGAGUUUCUGCAAAAUGGACCAAACUUACAAGACUUUGUAUCUGGAGAUUUGUCAGACAAGACCACGUGGGCUGAGUAUGAAGGCAAUUUAAAGCGUCAGAAAGGAGAAAGGCUGCGACUUCCUCCAUGGCUGAAAACAAAGAUUCCCAUGGGAAAGAACUACAAUAAACUAAAGAAUACCUUGAGAAGUUUAAAUCUUCAUACGGUGUGUGAAGAAGCACGUUGUCCCAACAUUGGGGAGUGCUGGGGAGGUGGUGAAUAUGCGACAGCUACAGCUACUAUUAUGCUGAUGGGCGACACGUGCACUAGAGGUUGCAGAUUCUGUUCGGUAAAGACAGCAAAAAAUCCGCCUCCCCUGGACCCCACGGAGCCUUACAACACAGCCAAGGCUAUCGCGGAGUGGGGCCUGGACUAUGUGGUAUUGACGUCUGUGGACAGAGACGAUAUGCCUGACGGUGGAGCAGAACACUUUGCAAAGACAGUCUCUCAUCUGAAAGAAAGGAAUUCAAAAAUCCUGGUAGAAUGCCUCACUCCCGAUUUUCGCGGGGACCUUAAAGCGGUGGAGAAAGUAGCCUCGUCGGGGCUGGAUGUGUACGCCCACAACGUGGAGACGGUGCCCGAAUUACAGCGGUAAGCGGCGCCGACGC
Molecule: messenger RNA, 709 nt
Organism: Leptosomus discolor (cuckoo roller)
Lineage: Eukaryota; Metazoa; Chordata; Aves; Leptosomiformes; Leptosomidae
Source: RefSeq, a predicted model, not a curated record